GCGCAAAAUCCAGUUGUGGUACACAUGUUCACUUUGUCUGCUUAUUACGCAGAGCGCGGCUGUCCCGUUGCCGCGUGCUGACCAACCGACACUGUUGCAACACGCAGAAGCUUCGUAGUUUUGGUAUUUUUUAUCACGUUUUAGGAAAGGUUUUGGGUUGUGGUGAUGGUUUUUGUAGUGUAUACGAGGACGCAUCGGUCGUUGGACCCUUGUCGCGGGCCAAGGCAAGUCUGCAGCGACGUGGCACACGUGUUAGGAGAGGCAUAAGGUCUUGGUUUAAUCGCCCUAAGCCAGGAUGUCCCUAAGUGACUACUUUGUAGUUGGUUCGGCCAGUGGGGCCUCCUCGCCGGCUCCUCCAAGUGACGAGGAGGUGGAGGAAUCGCACAGCACAUUCGUCCUCCUACAUAGCCCAAGCAAGGCACGCGGCCAGGUCAAAGGCACAUCAGCAGCUGGAGGCCCAGCGUUAACCCAUGCUAAUACCGCACCCGCAGCCGCCUCAGAUGCACCGCUCGCGCCCUCAUCGGCUGCCGCAAUGGCUGCGGAGGCUUCGGCUGCAGCAGCAAACGGCGCUGCUGCUGCGGUGGGGUGCAGCUCCUCCUCCUCCUCCUCAGAAGGCGGCUGCGAUGCUGCGGACAUGCAGCGAGCCGACACCAUCCUGCACAGCGGCUUUCAGCAGGACACCGCAGCCACUGCCGCAACUGCCGCCGGGCUGCCCGCAGUGCCGGAACCAUCGGCAGCUGCACCUGCUGCCGCGGAGGACACAACAGCAGCAGCGGCAGGCGCAGCAGCGGUUGUGGCAGAAGCUGCAGAGCUUUCCACCGUCCUGGGUGACUCGGAGUCUGCGGCGGGUGUAGCCGGCACGCCUUCCGUACACAUAGGCGCCGCAGCAGCAGCUGCUGCUGUUCCAGCAUCCGGCUGCGACGACGGUGGCGACAAUUUCGAGCAGCAGCCUACGCAUCCGCCACUCCUCACCUUAAGCCAGGACUGCCAAGGGCCCGCUCCCAGCACCAGUCCGCCGCCUUUUGAGUUCCAACACCACGAACACGACGGUAAUGCCGAUGCUGCACAUGCAGGCCAGGGGGGCGAGCUGGAGGAGGAGGAGGGCCAUGCGGGCAGUGCUGCAGAGGUUGCUGAGGUGAAGAUGGACGUGCAGACGGAGGAGCAGGUGGAGAGGGAUGAAGAGGAGGAGGAGGUGGAGUCAGGAGCGGAGACCCCUGACCCAGGUGGCGGCGGGCUGCUAGCUGGUCUUGACGAGGGGGCACUGCGGGUCAUUCCACCCGCGCUGCUUGCCCGGUUGCAGCAGCUGGAGGAGGAGCGGGAUGAGCUGGCGGGGCGGCUGCUGGAGUCAGGUGGGGGCGGAAGGCGGAGGGAGAUGACGCCGAGCUGCAUGCUCUCCGUGCCAGCUACUCCCAGCUCUUCCACAGCCACGCCAGCAGCCAGCACUGGCUCAACCAGCUGGUCACACAGCAGCUGCUGCUGGAGGACUCGGAGGGGCACUGCCACCCACGUGAACAGGAACAAGAACAACCAUUCCCGCCACGACACGCCGUGCGAAGGACCCCCGCUGGCCCGCAGGAGGAUCCCACUCCUGCUUCUCCUCCACCUACUGCCACUACCCAGCAGCAGCAAGAGCAGGUGGUAGUGUCACAACCGGACCAGCAGCAGCAGGAGGAGGAGCAGCAGCAGCAGGAGGAGGAGGAGGAGCAGCAGGAGGAGGAGGAGGAGGAGGAGGAGCAGCAGCAGCAGGAGGAGGAGGAGGAGCAGCAGGAGGAGGAGGAGGAGGAGCAGCAGCAGCAGGAGGAGGAGGAGCAGCAGCAGGAGGAGGAGGAGGAGCAGCAGCAGCAGGAGCGGCAGCAGCAGCAGGACUGUAAGGAGGAGGAAGGGAAGCAGGAGGAGGAAGAGGUCUGCGUUGCCAGGGAAGUGCAGGGGGAUCUGGGGCGCUCAGAGCAGGAGUCGCUGAAGCAGGCACCAGAAGCUACAGCGGUGGUGCUGAGGAUGGUACGAACGGCCCCGGCUGCUGCAGCAGUGGUUGCUGGUGGUGUUGCGGAGGAGGCUGUGGCGGCCAGGGAAGACAAGGGCAAGCCGCCGGCGGCCUGGGCUGCUGCUGCUGCUGCUGCUGCCCCCUGUGAUGACGCAGUCGGCAGGAGGCAGUCCGGCGAGCUGGCGGAGCGUCCAGAGGUAUUACCCAGCGUAUCUUCCUCAGGGACGGGGGAGGAGGAGGAGAAGGAGGGGGGGCGUUCUGCUUCUUCAGACAGAGAAGAGGAGGAGGAUGAGAGGGUUGCUGAGGCAGCUGGUGAGGCAGCCGUGUCCACAGAGGAGGAGGCGGACCCGAGCUCAGGCAGGCUGCGGAGCAGCGUUUGUAGCAGCAGCAGCAGCAGCAGCGGCGGAAUGGAGGCAGGCGUGGAGGAAGAAGGAGAGGAGGAGCAUGCAGCGCUGCGGGUCGACGAAAGUAUGGUGUCGGAGGCUUUGGAGGAGGUCGCAGCGGCGCAGGCAGGAGGGGGAGAAGAGGUGGUGACAUCGGCUGUGGCGGCGGCAGCGGUGGUGGAGGAAGCGGGGUCCGAGAUGCAGCCGGCACUUGUGGAUGAGGCCCAGAGGAGGGCUGCUGAGGCGCGGCAGCAGCCGCCUGAGGAGGCAGGUGGCAGUAUUGAGGAGGAGUUGCAGCGCACGGGCGGGGAGGAGGAGGAAGAGGAGGCGGGAGAGGAGGCACAGGAGAUUCGGCCAUCAGGCGACCCAGGGGUCAGUAACGCUGUCGCAGCUACUGCUGCUGCUACAAAGGGCCGCUGCAAGGCGGGUGGGGGCAAAGCAGCCGGUGUUGAGUCCCAGCAGGCUCACACCAAGGCUGGUGGUUUGGGGACACGGUUUGGGCAGCAAUCCAUGGCUGGGUUGCUUGGCUCUGUGCGCUCCUCUUUCUCCUCUCUUUCCUCCUCCUGCUACCGCUGCUGCUGCGGCUUCUUGUCACGGGGUGGCGGUGGUGGCUGGGGCGCGGGUCGGCUGCCGCUGCUGGUGGCAGUGCUGGCGACGGCGGUGCUGCUGCUGCUGCUCUCACUUGGACUCAUGGCGGCAGUCAGGAGCAGCAGCAGCAGCAGCAGGAGGGGUAGCCCCACCACCCACCUGCAAGGAGGUCUGCAUGGGUCCUCGACACUGCCUCCAUUAGGUGCAGUGACCCAUGGGUCUCCUGCUGCGUCUGCUACGGCUGGGUCCGAAGCGCGCAUGGGUGAGAUGGCCUCAACGCCAUCAGCCUUACCAGGUGGCUUGCAACCCACCUUGCAAGUCCACCCAACCGAGAGGUUAGCGGCCGUGCAGGAAGAGUCCUCACCUGAAGCUCUUGGGCCCGUUACCGUGGCGGGAGGUGGUGCUGUGGUUGCCUCGUCCGCAGAGGACUACGGCGCCCCCCAGCUGCUGCUGCAAGGCUCCUCUGCAGGGCUGCAUCAACAGCAGCAGUGCAAGGAGCGGCACAACCCCGACGAGGUCUGCGGGACGGAGGCAUUGCUGCAAGGGGAGGAACACGAGGAGGCGGAGGAGGAGGAGGGGGACAACAGGGCUGCUGCUCGGACAACAGAAAAGAGUGCUGCAACAGGAAACGCUGAAGCUGCCCCUCCGCACCCUCUGAAGUCCUCAUCACCAGCCCCGGCAAGGCAACAGCCCAUCUGCGUCGAGCUGCGGACCCUGCUAGAAGCCCUGUCAUGCGCCCCGGACACCCACUCCCUCCUCGUGGCGGGUGCUGCUGACCGCGACAGUAACAAUCGCGGCAGUAGCAGCAGCAGCAGGAGGCAUGGCGCGCAGGUGGUGAUGACAGCGGGCGAGUGCCGUAACGCAACCGGCGUGGCGGCUCCCUCGGAGCUGCUGCUUCCCCGGGGGCCGCAGGUCCGCCGGGCAAUGCAGGCUCUGGAUCAGCGCUGGCGGGAGCUCACUCAAGGGGUGGCUGCUUCUGCUGGCAGCAGCAGUAGCAGUAGCACCGCCACCAAGGGAAGUGACCCGGCGGGUCGGCGUGCAGGCUGGACCCAGGAGAAGGGCCCAGGAGCAAGAGGAUGUACCAGGACCAUGAGCCCGGCGGGAGCUCCUAGGAAGGGCCAAAAGCAGGUGGAGGAAGCUGAUGAUGAGGAGGCGGUUGCCGGCCAAGCGGUUGCAUCCUGGGCGGAGUCCGGGCUGCUUGCUGCGCUGCGGCCGCUGGUGCGGGCGGUGGUGGAUGAUGAUGAGCUGCCGGAGCGCAUGAACGCGGCACACAAGGCGGUCUUGCUAGCUGAGCGGCUGUGCUCUCAGCCCGGGGGGCACUCCGCCGCCGCCGCCACCCUCACCUCGGCCCGCCUGCAUGCGGCACUGGGCGACCUAGCUGCGGUGGUGGAGGUGCAUGUGGACCCGAGCUACCCGGGAGGGGCGGCGGCGGCGGUGGCGGGUCGGCUGGCGCGGGAGGCGAGCUGCCUGGGCUGGCAGGCGGAGCGGCUGGAGGGGCUAGCGCAAGAGCGGGCGGUGGAGGCGGCGGAGGCGGAGGACCGGGCGGAGAAGGAGGAGCGGGGCGAGGAGUGUAGGCGGCGAUGCAGUCCCCGGUCCCGGCUGCGAGCCGCGCUGCUAAGUCUGGGAGUGCCGUCACGCCUGGUGGACACAGCACUGCCGCCGCUGCCUGCGCAUCACCCGCUGGGAGGAAGUGCCUCCGGAUCUGGAUUUGGAUCCGGUCUGGAUGAGUUGUUGGAUCCGGUUGAGGUGUGGAUCCGCGGCUCCCGCCACCUGCAAGAGUGGCUGGGGGCAGCCCUGGGCGGGGAGGAGGAGGCGGCGGAGGAGGAGGGCCACAAGCUUGGUUUACGUGGAUUACAUGACCUUCGUGGCAUACACAUGGACGAGCUACAGCAGCGCAUGAGGGCCGCUGCACGAGCCACCGAGCGGGCUGUACGUGGCAGCGCGGCAGCGGCGGUUAAGACGGCGGCGGCGGUGGCGGUGGAGACGGCAGCGGCGGCGGCGGCGGCGGCGACGGGGCUGCUGGGAAGCGGAGGCGGAGGCGGCGGAGGAGCGCAUGAGUGGCGGAGGCUGCAGCGGGUUCUAGCGGAGGCGUUGGGAGCGCAUGAGGUGGAGGGGGAGGAGGAGAAGUACGGAUGGGGACAUGGCGGUGGUGACUGGGUGGAUGUUCUGAAUGGCUUGGUGGGUGGUGGUGGUGGUGGUGGUGGUGGUGGUGUGGAGCGGUGGCGGCAGCGGCUGCCUGAUGGGCUGAUGGAGGGGCUACGUGCGGCGGUGCGGCGAGCCUACCGGGCGCAGGCGGCGGCGCUGCACUGCGACUGUCACGAGGAGGAGCAGGAGGAGGCGGGACAACAGGGGGAGGAUGGGAAGAAGGGCCGCACUGGGCCCGCAGGCAGCAGCAGCAAGCGACAAGGCAGGAGCAGCAGCAACAGAGGAGCAGCGGCGGCGGGAGUUGAUACCGCGUGUGUUGGGCGGCUGGAUGAGUUGCUGCGGCAGGCGGCGGAAGCUACUGCCGCCACCGCCGCUGGUGCUGGUGCUGGUGGUGGUACCUCUGAUGAUGCCUCGGUUAGGCAGCAGGCUAGGGCUCCGGCGAGGGCAGCGGGAAGCAGGCAGCAGGAGAGGGCCACACGUCGAUCCGACGGGGACUGUCAGCGGCGGGGGCGGCACGGAGGCGGCGGCGGCAAGGGCUGGGGGGACCAGGUGUGCGGCGGCGACGGAGGUGAUGACGAUGAUGACGGCAGCCGUACGGCAGUGUCGUACUUGUCGCCGGGUGUACUGCGUCGCAUGGUGGUUGCCGUACGGCGGUUGCGUGCUGACGUGGGUGAGCUAGGAGAGGCGGCGGGGCGGGUGCGGGAGCGGUGUGUGGGGGUGGCGGAGGGGGUGGAGGCGUUCCGGCGGCGGCGGCAGGAGGAGGGGCCUGGGCGCGUGUGAGAGGGAUGGAGGUGGGGGACGGGGAGGGCAGUGGUGUGGGGUACGGGGAGUACGGAAUAGGCGUGUGUGUAUACAUCGUACGUUUAAAGAAGCUUCUGGGUGUAGGUGUGUGGGAUGGUAGGUGGCGUGUGUAUGCUGGGGACUGUGCUGAGUGUGGUGAGGGGUUGGAGAGGGGUGAGGGGUCUCGUUUGUAUAGCGACUUUGGCGACAUUGGAUGAUUGGGAGGUUGGACAGUGCAGGCGGGUACAUGCACACUUCCUUUUGCUUUGUUGUUCUUACCGUAUUUUGGCGUUUGCGGCUGCGCGUUUAGGAACUGUGUGCGUGUGUGCAGUCGAGAAGAUGAUGUAUUAUAAACGAAGAGCCGUGAGGUGCCCGCCGGCAUUGUUGUCUAUCUUCGGUGUGUAUCCUAAGGCAGGCGAGUUGCAAGCUGGGAAUGCCCUCGCGCAGCUCCGUUGGCGCAGACGCGUUGCCCUUCGGCACCUGCAUAACCUCCAUGCAUAAGUUGCAAAGUGGAUGACCUGUCGGCUUGUCAGGCGUGGAUACUGUAUCGGUAGGUCGCAAGCAGUUUUGUUGAACGAGUUCCACCCUCUGCUUUCGAGGUCUUCUUUUGCGCAUGCGUUAAGUAAUUGCGGGUACCAAAUGCUGCAUGGCUAUCGCUAACCGUCGUCCUGGCGUUGUGGUCUUGUACGGUAGCGUGGCAGCAGCAGCUGUGUAUAGCUGCCGGUAUGCCUACCGGUUGGGCAGUCAGUCAAACUGCGUGUUUUCAGUCGGUAUGGCUCUUUGCUGCGUACGUGUUGCGAAAUGGACGGCAGGCAAUGCCGGUGGUUCUGACAUCGACUACCGGUACAGAGUGUGUUGAGAGGAUGGCAGUGGCAAGUUGAUGCGUGUGGGUGUGGUACUUCUGGGACGCCCUGCGGACGUUCAACAUGACGAUGAUUUGAUUGUUUCUUAUAGGGACAGUAAAAGGAUGUCUUGAAAGGGAGGGAAAACGAGGGAAGC
This is a messenger RNA of Astrephomene gubernaculifera, 6876 nucleotides long. Lineage: Eukaryota; Viridiplantae; Chlorophyta; Chlorophyceae; Chlamydomonadales; Astrephomenaceae. The record is from the annotation of a GenBank genome assembly.